AUGGAAAACGAGGUUAUAACUAUUAGGGGAAAUCAAACCCUAUCUAGGCAAUGCUACAUGGCAACGAUGGGCAGCACGGUGGAAACGAUGAACAUCGAUACACCGGAGCUGCUCCUCAGAGAGAAGAAAGCUCAGAAACCCCGAGAAAACUUAGAAACGAUUGAACUUAUAGAGGGAUCCGAGAUGUGUGUAAAGCUGGGGGUAGAUUGGCCAAACGAACACCGGGAAGCUAUCAUAGCUCGGAUAAAACAGUAUGUGGAGGAGUUUACCAACAAGCCAGAGGAUAUUGGGGGGGUAGACCCGAAGAUAAUCUCGCACAAGUUAAACGUGGAUGCUAAAUGCAAGCCUGUCAAGCAAAAGAAAAGAACUUUCUCUCUAGAGAAACAGAUUGCUAUCCGAGACGAAGUGGAGAAGCUUUUGAAAGCCGGAUUCAUCAGGAAAGUAGAUUAUCCGGAGUGGCUGGCUAAUGUGGUCUUGAUCAAGAAGUCCAACGGUAGAUGGAGGCUUUGUAUAGAUUUCACUGAUCUAAACAAUGCCUGUCGUAAAGACAGUUUUCCUCUGCCGAACAUUGACCAACUGGUGGACGCAACACUCAUGAAUCAUGUUUUCAAAGAUCAACUGGGCAAGAACGUCGAGGUUUAUGUAGAUGACAUAGUCGUGAAAUCCAAGGGGAUCGAGGAUCACGCAGAGGAUCUGGCAGAAACUUUCAAAAAGCUGAAGGGUUUCAACCUCAAGCUGAACCCGGAAAAGUGUGUCUUUGCAGUCCGGUCUGGGAAAUUUCUAGGGCACCUCAUCUCGGAAAAAGGCAUCGAGGCGAACCCGGAGAAAAUAGAGGCAGCAAUGAAUAUGAAAGCCCCGAGCUCGGUAAAAGAAGUGCAAAAGUUGAACGGAAGAGUCACGGCGUUGGGAAGCACACACCCAGUGCUAGGUAGACCCGAGCCAGGGGAAAUCUUAUAUUUGUAUCUCUCGGUGAAUGACGAGACAGCAGCGGCAGUCCUGGUAAAGGAAGAUAAAGUGGCGGCGGAAAAGCUAAGGAGAUAUUUCGAGGCUCACAUCAUUGUAGUACGGACGAACCAACCUCUGAGAAAGGCGUUGCAGAGGCCAGAAAUGUCGGGACGGCUGGUCAGCUGGUCGGUCCAGCUGGGAGGAUACGACAUCCGGUAUGAACCAAGACCGGCUCUAAAAGCACAAGUAUUGGCAGAUUUCAUAGCCGAGACCACAGCAAGUGACCAACCUGAGGAACCUGACGAACAACUUCUACGGUGGGUCUUAGAAGUCGAUGGGGCAUCAAAUCUGGAAGGAUCUGGAGCAGGCGUAGUCUUGAAAGGCCCUCACGGAGUCACACUCUGA
Mercurialis annua (annual mercury) is the source of this 1350-nucleotide messenger RNA. RefSeq lists its product as uncharacterized. The coding region runs from base 1 to 1350 and encodes 449 amino acids. Lineage: Eukaryota; Viridiplantae; Streptophyta; Magnoliopsida; Malpighiales; Euphorbiaceae. The transcript has 4 exons. The record is from RefSeq and is a predicted model, not a curated record.